Vicia faba (fava bean) is the source of this 2055-nucleotide messenger RNA. The record is from the annotation of a GenBank genome assembly. NCBI's taxonomy places the organism in Eukaryota, Viridiplantae, Streptophyta, Magnoliopsida, Fabales, Fabaceae.
AUGGCCAAUCCAAACUCUAUGCUUCCUUUGUAUGAAAAAAAUGGGUACAAACACAAUUACAAAAGAGUAUUGGAUAGCAUAAUUUUAAUCCUUCUUUUGUUGCUGCUUGGUUACCGUUUCAUAUCUGUCAACAACUAUUCCCUUCCUUGGUUUGUUGCUUUAAUGUGUGAAUCUUGGUUCACCUUAGGUUGGAUUUUCACCAUGUCCACUCAAUGGACUCCUGCUCUUGUUAAAACCUACCCUCAACGUCUCCUCCAAAGCGUAGAAGAACUUCCAGCAGUGGAUUUAUUUGUGACAACCGCAGACGAGGAGUUAGAGCCAGCAAUCAUUACACUUCAAACUUCGCAACACAUUGGGUCCCUUUCUGUAAAAAAAUUCAGACAAGAAUGGUUGCAGAUGAAGAAUAUGUAUGAAAAUCUUAGCCAUGAAAUAGAUGUGAACACGAAAUCCAUUCCAACCUUACUUGAAGGAGAGAUUGCAGUUUUCUCAAAUACUAAUCGGACAAAUCAUCCUGCUAUUAUCAAGGUUAUAUGGGAGAACAAGGAAAUGGGUGAAGAUGGAUUGCCACAUUUGAUCUACUUAUCUAGAGAGAAGAGGCCAAAGCAACCACAUCAUUUCAAAGCUGGUGCCAUGAAUGUCUUGACAAGAGUCUCUGGAUUAAUUACCAAUGCACCUUUCAUGUUGAACGUCGACUGUGACAUGUUUGUGAACAAUCCAAAGAUUGUUCAACAUGCAAUGUGCAUUUUGCUUGAAUCAAAAGGAGAAAAAGAAGUUGCUUUUGUUCAAUGUCCUCAACAAUUCUAUGCUACACUCAAAGACGAUCCUUUUGGAAAUCAGAUGGCCAUUCUGUAUAAGUAUAUUGGAGCUGGAUUAGCAGGACUCCAAGGCAUAUUCUACGGUGGAACAAACUGUUUCCAUAGAAGAAAAGUUAUAUACAGUCUUUCUCCUGAUGACUUAGAAAAUGGUACACACAUAUCAGAGGAGGACUUAAAACAAAAAUUCGGAGCUUCGAAGGAACUUACGAAAUCAGUUGUACAUGCUUUGGAAGGGAGGACUUAUUUACCUAGUGACAUUAAUGUUAAAAUAGCAGUUGAAGAAGCUAGUCAAGUUGCUUGUUAUGGAUACGAAUAUGGAACUGCCUGGGGUAAACAGGUUGGUUGGAUGUAUGGAUCAAUAACCGAAGAUGUCUUAACUGGAUUAACAAUGCACGAAAAAGGUUGGAGAUCAGAAUUAUGUACACCAGAUCCAGUUGCUUUCACAGGUUGUGCUCCAUCUGAUCACCCAACAAGUAUGUCACAACAAAAGAGAUGGGCCACAGGAAUGCUUGAAAUCUUCUUUAGCAAGCAUUGUCCUAUUUUUGGUACCAUAUUUGCUAAACUUUCUUUUAGGGAAUUCUUAGCUUAUAUGUGGAUCAUUAAUUGGGGCUUCAACCCAGUUGCUCUAGUAUGCUACUCUUGUCUCAUUGCUUAUUGCAUCAUUACCAACUCAUAUUUCUUGCCAAAGGAUCAGGGCAUAUAUAUUCCUAUAACAAUAGUUGUGAUUUACAAUGUAUAUACUCUAUAUGAAUAUUUGGCUUCAGAUAUGUCAACUAGAGCAUGGUGGAACAAUCAAAGAAUGUCAAUAAUAACACCUAUGAAUGCUGGAUUAUGUGGAUUUAUUACCGUGUUACUAAAAUUAUUGGGAAUAUCCAACACUGUUUUUGACAUAACAAAGAAAGCUCUUCCCCCGUUUAGCGACGAUACACGCGAUAAGAAUGCCGGUAGACACACGUUUGACGAGUCGUUGAUAUUUUUGCCGGGAACUACUGUCUUGUUGUUGCAAUUGACAGCAAUAUUGAUCAAGUUAUUAGGGCUUCAAAAACAAGUAAUGAGGGGGAAUUAUGAGUGUGGAAUGGUUGAAAUGUUGUGUAGUGUGUAUUUGAUCAUAUGUUACUGGCCAUUUCUUAGAGGAUUGUUUGAGACAGGCAAAUAUGGGAUUCCUUUGACUACAAUAUGCAAAGGAGGAACUUUGACAUGUUUGUUUGUCUUUCUAUGUAGAAGGACAGUUUCUGGUUGA